Choloepus didactylus (southern two-toed sloth) is the source of this 1959-nucleotide messenger RNA. RefSeq names its product zinc finger protein 354A-like. The record is from RefSeq and is a predicted model, not a curated record. Gene Ontology annotation, biological process: regulation of transcription by RNA polymerase II. NCBI's taxonomy places the organism in Eukaryota, Metazoa, Chordata, Mammalia, Pilosa, Megalonychidae. Gene Ontology annotation, molecular function: RNA polymerase II cis-regulatory region sequence-specific DNA binding; DNA-binding transcription factor activity, RNA polymerase II-specific.
AUGACGGGCCCUAAUGAUGACUGGUAUAGAUGGGCAGUUGCCCCUCACAAAAUACAGUUGCUCAUCAUCUCUGGCAAAUUUCUGAGGCCCCGCCCCGGCCUCCCGGCUCCGGGCGCCAGGCGUUUGCCUCCGGGGCGAGUGGCUCCGGGGCCCGAGGUCGGCCCAGGCGUCCGCUCCCGGGGGAGUCGCGACCCGGGACGGCUGUCGCGGCCGGUGGUCCCGGGGCCUCCGCUGCGGCGUGAGGCCACGGGUGAGGCCGGGCUCCCGGGAGUCCCCGCAGGCCUGGGGACGAGUCUUUUGGAGACUCAGCCCAUCCUCAGAGGAAAAGCCCAGAAAGAGGACAUGGCUACUGGACAAGGGGAAGGAAGCUCUCAGGUGUCCGUGACCUUCAAGGAUGUGGUUGUGCUCUUUACUCGGGAUGAAUGGAGAAAACUGGAUCCUUCUCAGAGAAACUUGUAUAAGAAUGUGAUGCUGGAGAACUAUAGGAACCUAAUCUCAGUGGGACUCCCAUUUUCCAAACCAAAAGUGAUCUCCUUGUUGCAGCGAGGAGAAGAGCCCUGGAAGGUAGAGAAAGAAAGUCCUGGAGGCUCCUCUCUAGGAUGGAAGAGCAGUCAUAAAACCACAAAGUCAACUCAGACACAAGACUCGUCAUUUCAGGGACUGGUAAUAACAAGAUCCAAAAGGAAUAGACCCUGGGACUUUAAAUCAGAAAAUCCCCGUGUAUAUGAAAAUAGAUUAGAAAAACAGGAUAAAAAGGAAAAAAUUCUUACUAUAGAAAGAAGCCAUAGAAAUACUGAAUUUGACCAUAACUUAAGCCUAAAACCAGUCCCUGAUAGACGACAGAUUGUUCCUAGAGAAAAAACACUGCCAAAGUAUGAAAUACAAGGAAACAACUUCAAACAGAAUUCAAAUUUACUUAACCAACCAAAAAUCAACACAGCAGAGAAACGCUAUAAAUGUAGUAUGUGUGAGAAAACCUUCAUUAACAAUUCAUCCCUUCGUAAACAUGAGAAAAACCAUAGUGGAGAGAAAUUAUUUAAAUGUAAAGAAUGUUUAAAAGCAUUCAAUCAAAGUUCAGCUCUGAUUCAACAUCAAAUAACUCAUACUGGAGAGAAACCCUAUGUAUGUAAAGAAUGUGGGAAGGCCUUCACUCUUAGUACUUCGCUAUAUAAACAUUUAAGAACCCAUACUGUGGAAAAAUCCUAUAGAUGUAAAGAAUGUGGCAAAUCCUUCAGCCGAAGUUCAUCCCUUCGUUAUCAUCAGAGAAUUCACACUGGAGAGAAACCUUUUAAAUGUAGUGAAUGUGGGAGAGCCUUCAGUCAGAGUGCAUCUCUUAUUCAACAUGAAAGAAUUCACACUGGAGAGAAGCCCUAUAGAUGUAAUGAAUGUGGAAAAGGCUUCACUUCUAUUUCACAACUUAAUAGACACCGAAUAAUUCACACUGGUGAGAAGUUUUAUAGUUGUAAUGAAUGUGGUAAAGCCUUAAGUUCCCACUCAGCACUUACUAUUCAUGAGAGAAUUCAUACUGGAGAGAAGCCAUGUAAAUGUAAAGUGUGUGGAAAAGCCUUCAGACAAAGUUCAGCUCUCAUUCAACAUCAGAGAAUGCAUGCUGGAGAAAGACCCUAUAAAUGCAGUGAGUGUGGGAAAACAUUCAGGUGUAACUCAUCCCUUAGUAAUCAUCAGAGAAUUCAUACUGGAGAGAAACCAUAUCGAUGUGAGGAAUGUGGCAUGUCUUUUGGUCAAAGUUCAGCUCUUAUUCAACAUCGCAGAAUUCAUACAGGAGAGAAACCCUUUAAAUGUAAUACAUGUGGGAAAACUUUAGAAAGUUCAUCACAUAUUGCACAUCAGAGAAUUCAUACUGGAGAGAAACCCUAUGAAUGUAAUACAUGUGGGAAACUUUUCAACCACAGGUCAUCUCUUACGAAUCAUUAUAAAAUUCAUAUUGAAGAGAACCCCUAG